UGCGCGCCGCCAGCCAUCGAGACUGCUGCCUCCCCUAUUCAUCACCUGUCAAAACAGUGUACGCAGCGGUACUGCAUUACCCGCCCGGUUCCGCAGGGGUCACAACGCUUGAUCCUCUCCAACAAGGAUAGGAGCGUUUUCUUCCAGCUGGCCAAAAAAAAGACCCUCGGGGCGGGCUCCAUCGAGAAAGGAAACCUGUGGGGCUAGAACAGCGAAAAGCAGUGUUGUUUUUCCUUUCCCCCCGUCGAUGCCACCUCACACACAAAAGGCCACUGGACAAGACCGCCACCCACCGAGGACAUGUCUUUCGCCGUGCCCAAAAAUGUACCGUCGUUUACGAAUCCGCAGCGAGACUUUGAGGACCGGCUUUGGGCGUCAGCGCGAUCCGGGAACAACAACAGCAGAGGGAAACAAGGAGGAGGAGGAGGAGGAGGAGUCCUAGGCAACGUCGGCGGCUACUUCGACUCGAGCAAGCGCAACGCCUCCCUGCCCAUGUACAAGGACAAGCCGUACGCUUAUCCGCCGUCGCACCGCCAGCGACCGGUCUACAGGCGAAAGAGUGGCUUCUUGCUGCUGCUGCUGGCGGUCGGGGCGCUCUUCUACUUCUUUGGCGGCGACUCGCACAAGGAGAGGGUCAGGGCGCCGCUGAGGAAGCUCAGCUGGCUGUCCAAUGACAAAAAGGCGCUGCGGGAGGCGGACUGGCUCAAGAGGAGGGAACACGUGGUGGAAGCGUUCGAGCUCAGCUGGGCAGCGUACGAGAGGUACGCGUGGGGUUACGACGAGUUCCACCCUGUGUCCAAGAAGGGCAGGCAGAUGGCUACGGGAGGUCUAGGCUGGAUCAUCGUCGACUCGCUGGACACGAUGAUGCUUAUGAACCUCACCACUCAGCUUAGCCACGCCAGGGAGUGGAUUUCCAACUCGUUAAAGUACGACCAGGAUCAGGACGUCAACACGUUCGAGACGACGAUUAGGAUGAUGGGCGGCCUGCUGUCGGCGCAUUACCUCUCGACGACGUAUCCAGACAUGGCGCCGCUGAAGGACGACGACGAGGGCGCCCCCGGCGAGGACCUUUACCUGGAAAAGGCAAAGGACCUCGCCGACCGGCUCCUGGCCGCCUUUGACACGAAGUCCGGCAUCCCAUACGCUAGCGUCAAUCUGGGCAAGUUUCAAGGGAUCGAGUCGCACGCCGACAUGGGCGCGUCCUCCACGGCCGAGGCCACGACUCUACAGCUCGAGUUCAAGUAUUUGGCCAAGCUCACUGGCGAGAAGCUCUUCUGGGACAAGGUGGAGAAGGUCAUGGAGGUGGUGGACAAGCAGGUAGGCAAGACAGAUGGACUUGUGCCCAUCUUCAUCUCGCCUUCGACGGGAGAGUUCCAAGGCGAAAACAUCCGCUACGGCAGCCGCGGUGACUCGUAUUACGAGUACCUCAUCAAGCAGUACCUGCAGACGAACAAGAAGGAGAAGGUCUACCUCGACAUGUGGGACGACUCGAUGAAUGGGAUGCGCAAGCAUCUCGUGACUUAUACGCGGAAUUCGGGCUUCACCAUCAUUGGCGAGAAGCCAGACGGACUGAAGGGUUCGCUGUCGCCCAAGAUGGAUCACCUAGUCUGUUUCAUGCCGGGCACCAUCGCGCUGGCCGUGACAGGCGGGAAGACGGAGGCCGAAGCGAGGAAGUCGCGCACGUGGACCAAGCAGAACGAAGAAGAUAUGCGGCUGGCGCGGGAGCUGAUGCAGACAUGCUGGGGCAUGUACAAGUACAUGGCCACAGGGCUAGCGGCCGAGAUCACCUUUUUCGAGAUUGCGACGCCUCCCCCGACCUACGGCUCGCCGCACCCCAAGCCGCCUGCCAAGUUGGACCCGAGCCCGGACGCCGAAUGGCGCAAAGACUUUGUGGUCAAGGGCCUGGACUCGCACAACCUGCAGCGGCCCGAGACGGUCGAGAGCUUGUUCUAUAUGUGGCGGAUCACGGGCGACGUCAAGUACCGCGAGUGGGGCUGGGAGAUGUUCAAGUCUUUUAUGAACUAUACGGCGGUUGAGGAUAAUGGCGGCUUCACGAGUCUUUCAAACGCCAACAAGAUACCGCCCGAGACGCGGGAUAAUAUGGAGAGUUUUUGGCUGGCCGAAACGCUCAAGUAUUUUUACCUGCUAUUCUCUCCCAACGACGUCCUUCCCCUUGAAAGCGUGGUGAUCAACACAGAGGCGCAUCCGCUGCCGAGGUUCGACAUGGGCCCGUUAUUUUCGACCGGAUGGAGUCGUGCUUCAAAGGAAACCAAAAAGGAGGAUGCCGAGAGUGCAAAGUCAUAA
Molecule: messenger RNA, 2304 nt
Organism: Pyricularia pennisetigena
Lineage: Eukaryota; Fungi; Ascomycota; Sordariomycetes; Magnaporthales; Pyriculariaceae
Exons: 2
Coding region: 301-2304 (667 amino acids)
Biological process (GO): carbohydrate metabolic process; N-glycan processing
Cellular component (GO): endoplasmic reticulum; membrane
Molecular function (GO): mannosyl-oligosaccharide 1,2-alpha-mannosidase activity; calcium ion binding
Source: RefSeq, a predicted model, not a curated record